Sitophilus oryzae (rice weevil) is the source of this 3961-nucleotide messenger RNA. It is a transcript of the gene SIDL, whose product is annotated as trafficking protein particle complex subunit 10. NCBI's taxonomy places the organism in Eukaryota, Metazoa, Arthropoda, Insecta, Coleoptera, Curculionidae. Gene Ontology annotation, biological process: intra-Golgi vesicle-mediated transport; early endosome to Golgi transport. Bases 176 to 3523 code for a protein of 1115 amino acids. Gene Ontology annotation, cellular component: TRAPPII protein complex. The transcript is spliced from 17 exons. The record is from RefSeq and is a predicted model, not a curated record.
CAAUUUUGUCCCGUCACAUUUCACAUAUUAAAAAUAUAAAUGUUUUUCAUAUUAUGUUAUUUAAAUGAAAAUAUUUAAUACAUGUUUACCAUAUUGGAAUAGAAGGAAUAUCUAUCACUAAAAAUUGAUAAGUCGUAACAAUGGUAUUUUCUAUGUCUCCUGGUUAAUAACAAUAAUGUAUAAAAUGAAUGGUAAAUUGGCAGAUGAUCAAAGUGAACCUAAGGGGCCAGUAACUGAUAGGAGGCCCAUCGUAACAUGUUGUGGGGAAUUGGAGGUAUUUUCAGCAAUAGAGGAUAAUCUGACACAGGCCUUACCAAAAGAUGCCUGCGAAUGGAAAAGAUCUUUGGGGCGCCCAAUUCGAAACGUGCAUAUUGGAGCAACUUUUGUCCCAUUUAGUAGUCUUGCUCUGCCAAAACCUGGCCAGUGGGAUUUAAUAAGAAAGCCAGUGUUUCAUAUUUACUGGACUGAUUGCACAGAUGUAGAUCUUUACAAAAACAAUGUCAGGGAGGACAUUGAAACAUGGAUUAAGGAAUUAAAUUCUAGAGAUAUAUCUGAUUGGCUGAUAGUAGUAGUUGAAAAUUAUGAUGGAAAAAGAACAAAGCAGUUAAUACCACGGACAACAGUUCUUGAUAAAAUUAGAGUAGAUUUUGCUUUAAAACAAGGUGAUAGAUGUAUCUCAGUAAUAAAUCCAGGAAAAUCUGAAAAUAAAACUGCAGAUUCUUGGAGAGGUCUCGUGUCAAGAAUUAGGCAUUUAUUGUUAGUUGCUUAUGCUAGAGCUUUAUCAAGGUUAGAGGAUCAUGUCAGACAGCAAAGGGAGAAAAGGAAUGAACUUGGUUGGGAUUUUAUGAAAUAUUUUGUUUUGCAGGAAGAAUUAGCUCAAGUUUUAGAGAUGUUAGGUUUAAAUGAUGAGGCUUUAGUACAAUAUGAUGAACUGGAUGCACUGUUUUCCCAGUUUGUAGUAAAUUUUACAAGCUGUGACAAUUUGAAAUGGUUGUACCAGUUUCAAAAACCUCUUGAAAGGUGGCAUGGCUUGAAAUUGGCACCCACUCUCUUACCAUCAAAUCCAUCUAUACUUGAAUUGCGAGCAUAUUUAUUUUCAAAACAAGCACAAAUGCUGUUGCUCACCAAUAGAAUUUGGGAGAUGGCUUCAAGAUGUCUGCCUUUUUUGCAUACAUGUGUCAAGGAAUUGAAUAUUUUAGAGAUUACUGCUCCACCAGGUGCUGUUUGGUGUUGGUUGUUUUUAGGCAGUAUGGAAGUGCUUCAGAUUUGUGAUAAAUUCAAUCAGGCAGAUCAAGUUGAGGAGUAUUCAAAACAUACAGCUUCUCUAUGGGAAUAUGCUAGCCAGAAGAUAAGAAGUUUAGGUGAAUUAUGUGCUUUGAUGCCCAAUGCAAUCCCUUCAUCAGAACAAUUGCACAUAGUUGUUGGGCUAUCAGCAGGGAUGGGUGACAGCCCUGGCCCUUUAAACCACCCAUCACCAACUGACAAGCUAAAAGAGGCUUUAUGUUCUCAAGAUGCAUUUACCAAGACUUAUUUAGAAUUAGCUGAACUAGCCAUGGGAACAUAUAAACAUGUUGGCCGUCUAAGAAUGGCUCGUUUAGUAGGCCAGGAAUUGGCCAGUUUCUAUCUUUUGCUAAGCGAAACUCAAAAAGCUGCAGCUUUUCUUGGUGACGCCCUUAGAACUUUUGAAAAUGAUGGUUGGCAAGAUUUGGCUGCGCAGAUACAAAUUAGUUUAGCCGAAUGUCACAAGAAAGCUAAAGAUACUGUCAAAUAUGUCAAAGCUUGCGCGUAUGUAUGUGCUGCUGCAGAGGUGGAUACCCUUAUAAGAUGGGGAUAUUUUGACGAGAUGAACAAAUUCUUAUUAAAGUUAGAGAAGCCAUUGGAUGUGCCUUUUAAUGACAUUAUUAAGAUAAACAGCGUUCAUAUCACAAGCGAUUUAGUUGUAAUGCAAGGAGCCAAAAUAGAAGUUGAAUUUAUUAUAGAGUCAAAUUUUCCUAAAGAAGUGGUCUGUACUUUUGUGGGUGUUUCUUUAGAAAAUGAAGAUGAUAAAAAAAACAAUGAGAAACAUCAAACUGGAAAGAUGCUAACAAAAAAGGAUUUAAAAUGGCAGGAUCCUUUUUUACAAAGGCUCAAAAUCAAGAAAACCCUAGAUUAUAAGCAGAACAAGCAAUUAGAUACUUCAGGCAUUGCCUCAAAAUUUACUCUACAAAGAAAAGACAGCUCAUCUCCGAAUACUCAAGCUAACUUGGACUUGUGCCUUGAAGUAGAAAAUUUGCCCACGUCCCUGACACCAGGUGUAAACGUACUGAAACUGAGUAAAACUGCCACAGUUAUAGGGAAGUACUGUAUAGGAGUGGCAGCUCUGUAUAUUAAUAAACUUCAUUUGGUGUCUCAACAGCUCAUUCCACGGCUGACAAUUGAAGUGAGGGAAGAGAGUCCUUCUAUAAGACUGUAUAAAAGGGCUGGUCCCUUGCUUUUGGGCAUAGAACAAGUGAUGAACCUGAUAUUAACAAUAGGAAGUUACCUGAUUGAACCAAAGUCUAAAAUUAAAUUAACUGCCUCUUCUGGGCUUACUUUUCAAGUAGAAGCCAAUGAAGCAUUAGCUAACAGUAUUGAAAUAGAAGUUGGAGAAAAACCUACCUUCUCAAGUACAAAAGUCUCACUAAGGGUUUUUGCUGAUCUACAUUCUAAGGAUCAUCAAGUUACAAUUCAAGUGCCAUGGACCACCAAGCCUAUUCUUGUUCCACUUACUUUUUCGCCACCCAUGUCGACAACCUGGAGACUAUUCACCAUAAGCCACCGAAAAUUCGUGCAAGUGAACGUGGUGGGCCAAUGCGAGAACAGCCUUAUAGUCGAAAGUCCACAACUGAAAAUUAAAGACAUUCCUGUUCAUUCAAACAACUGUGAUUCUAGUUUGAUAAUUUAUAAUGGUUCCAGUAAUUCUUUUAUUUGGGAAUUGACAGAAGUUGGGUUGACUAAUUGUGUGAAAGUAGAAUUUUCUAUCCAGUAUAAACUAAACCAGGGGGAUGACUACAAGACUUACCAAUUCUUUUUUGACAUUACCGAGUUGAAGACUUUGUACAUACUUGAUGCGGUGGUUGAACCAGCAAAAGGCAGCGAAUUCUGCAGAGUCGGGAUCGUCUGUAAUCUACACCUUUCUAUCUCAUAUGUUGGUCCCACAGAAGAUACAGAUUUAGAUACAAGAUCAAUUAUGUAUGAAGUUCUUGCUGAACAAAGUGUUUGGGCAGUGUGUGGUCGUACAGCGGGAGUAGUUUGCUUUACAGGGGAGGAGGGAUCUGUACAGCAAGUAAUAUUAGAUGUCAUGCCCCUAACAAGUGGAUUUUUACCUCUACCCCUUGUAAGGAUUUCCAAGUAUAUUCCAGCUGAAACUAGUCUACCUGAUAAACCAAGCAAAGGAGAUACUCAUCCAAGAUUAGAACCGUUCAGUUCAGGCCAAGUUUACAACAGAAGUAAAGGGAAACAGUUGCAUAUUAUCGCAGGGACAAGCGAUAAUAAUCCUCAAUGACAUUAAACUCAAACAAAUUGAAUUACGGUAUUAGCAGUACACUAAACGCGUAAGUUAUUUUCGUCAGCCAUUUUAGGUUAACUGUCAUAUUUAUUUACGUUUUCUAUAAGUAUUUAUAAAUACCUAUAUUGUCUCUAUGUUCUUUUCUGUGUACCUACCUUGUGAUAAGAAGCUAUAGAAUUUUACCAAAAGAAUUUACAUGCCUCUUAAGUAGGGUGGUUAUGCGUAAGGGCGAAUUAUAAAUUAUUCAUCUUUCGAAUAUCUUUAGUUUGGCUUUGAUUCGAGCAGCAAAGGCUGCGCGCCUCCCGCGUUCGUUACAGUCCAAUCAAAUUCCCGAAUGUUGGUUUUGAGCAUGGCUUCUCAACAUAUACAGGGUGCUACAAAUUCGAGGUACGAGCAUUGGUAUCCCGGAAAUCGUAAUAGAUACGAAGAUGGUUA